This is a messenger RNA of Mesoplodon densirostris (Blainville's beaked whale), 991 nucleotides long. RefSeq names its product coiled-coil domain containing 194 (gene CCDC194). The record is from RefSeq and is a predicted model, not a curated record. The transcript has 4 exons. The coding region runs from base 1 to 705 and encodes 234 amino acids. NCBI's taxonomy places the organism in Eukaryota, Metazoa, Chordata, Mammalia, Artiodactyla, Ziphiidae.
AUGGCCGAGCCGGGGCCGGAGCCGGGGCGCGCCUGGAGAGUGUUCGCCCUGUGCGGGGCCGCGGUGUUUCUCGCAGCGGUGGCGGCUGGAGCAGCCCUGCUGGCCUGGAAUCUGGCCGCCUCGGCCUCCCGGAGGCCUCGCUGCCCAGAGCCAGGGGCCAACACCACGGCGCCGCCUGGAGACCUGGAGCCCGAGGUCGAGGAACUUCGGCGCCGGCUGGCAGAGGCUGCCCAGCGCAAGGAGGCCCUGACCAGGAAGCUGAACCAGGCCGAGGGUGUCCGACAGGAGCUGGAGGAGGCCCUAAGGGCCUGUGAGGGCCGCCAGAGUCGGCUUCAGACCCAGCUGAUGACACUGAAGACUGAGAUGGACGAGGCCAAGGCUCAGGGGACCCAGAUGGGGGCUGAGAACGGGGCGCUGACAGAAGCCCUGGCGCGCUGGGAGGCGGUGGCCACGGAGUCUGCGCAGCGGCUGGACGCGGUGCAGCGGCGCGCGAGCGCGGCGGAGGCAGAGGGUGAAGCCUGCGCAGCCCGGGAGGCGGCGCUGCGCGAGCAAGUUUACGCCCUGGAAGCCCAGACGGGCCCCCAGCGCAGAGUGCCACUCCCCCGGACCCGCUCCGGGUCCCGACCUCGGCCCAACCCUCGCUCGCGCUCUCGCCCGGGAACCUCCGGGGGUUGCAGGCGACCAGCGCGGCGCGCAAGAGGGUGAGUCAGACCCCAGCUGGAUCAGGGCUCGAGGCCAGGAGGACAGACACUGGGGGCUCUGCUGGGACACUUACAAAGAUACCCACGCUGGAUGAGAUGCUCAGUCGACACCCAUCAACGCUCAGCUUUCGACCGACAGCCGCCCUGAACGGAAACUGUGCAGAAAGAAGACCCGACCCUCUCCUUGACCAUCUAGUGCUUAUUUUGCAGAUGGGGAAAUUAAGGUCCACUUGGUCACAAGGUGAGAUAGUGCAGAGCUGGGACUUAAGUCCCCUCUAAGGACAAGGACA